Messenger RNA from Staurois parvus, 344 nucleotides. NCBI's taxonomy places the organism in Eukaryota, Metazoa, Chordata, Amphibia, Anura, Ranidae. The record is from the annotation of a GenBank genome assembly.
CAGCCAGCUGUCAAUGUCAGAAGAGGACAUGGUGAGGAUCUGGCACAGCUGAUCACGCGAUGUGGUAAGAGGCCAAUCACAGUGGCCUUUUACCACGUGAUCAGCAAUGUACAUGCCGAGAACCAGCAGUUGUCAGAGCAGGGAUCAGCACCGAUCAGGGCACUCAUGACCAGUACCCUGAUUGGUGCCCAGCAGGGCCACCCACCAGUUCCCAGAAGUGCCACCCACCUGUGCCCACCAAUGCAGUGCUGCCAGUCAGUGCCCAGCAGUUGCGCCAGUCAGUGCCACCUAUACGUGCCACCUCAUUAGUGCUGCCCAAUGCUGCCUAUCAACGCACAUCAGUG